AUGGUUGGAAGCACGUUCGCGAAAAUACUCGACAAACAUUGCCUAGAGGGGCAUAAUUUCCCAACCUGGUAUCAUAAUGUCAAGAUUCUCCUAACAUUGGAGAAGAUUAUUUACGUACUUGACAAGCCUCUUCCUGACAUACCUCUUGGCCCUGAGGCCACAGAGGAUGAACGUGCUAAGUAUGACAAGCACGUUGAGGAUGAUACACAAGCCAAGUGCUAUCUGUUGGCUUCCAUGAAUGAGGAGCUACAGAGACAGCACGAGGGCAUGGACAGUGAGGCUAAACCGCGGCUCAUUCGUUGGAUGCUCUUACUUCAAGAAUUCGACAUUGAAAUUAGGGACAAGAAGGGAUAUGAAAACGUGGUGGCUGACCACCUAAGUCGAAUGGUGCGUGAAGAAGAGGACCUUCCCAUUUUAGAAACGUUUCCGGAUGAACAACUUCUAUCCGUUGAGGUAAGUAACCCUUGGUAUGCUGAUUUAGUUAAUUUUUUGGUGUCUAAGCAAGUUCCUAACACCUUAAGCAAAGCUCAACGUGAUAAAUUAAAAAAGGAGGCACGUUUUUAUGUUUGGGAUGACCCUUAUUUGUGGAAAAUAUGCCCGGAUCAGAUUGUGCGUCGUUGUGUUCAUGAAUCUGAAACAUGUGAUAGAUGUCAAAAGACCGGAAGUAUAGGCCAAAGAGACCAAAUGCCGCAAACCCCAAUCCUUGUUGUUGAAAUCUUUGAUGUUUGGGGUAUUGAUUUUAUGGGUCCGUUCCCUAUGUCUUUUGGUUUUACGUACAUUUUACUUGCCGUUGAUUAUGUGUCAAAGUGGGUGGAAGCUAAAGCCACCCGAACUAACGAUUCUAGAGUUGUUGUAGACUUUGUAAAAUCUAACAUUUUCUCUAGAUUUGGGAUGCCUCGAGUGCUCAUAAGCGAUGGUGGGACUCAUUUUUGCAACCGCACCAUUAUAGUGUUGCUCAAGAAGUAUAACGUGAUGCAUAAGGUUUCCACACCUUAUCACCCCCAAACCAGUGGCCAAGCUGAAGUUUCAAAUCGAGAGAUCAAGCAAAUCCUGGAAAAGACCGUUGGGCCGAAUAGAAAAGAUUGGAGCUUGCGCUUGGAGGAUGCACUGUGGGCCUAUCGAACGGCUUACAAAACGCCCAUUGGUAUGUCCCCAUUUCGGCUAGUCUAUGGCAAGCCGUGCCAUCUACCCGUAGAGCUUGAGCACAAGGCACAUUGGGCGGUCAAGACCUUCAAUAUGGAUGUGGACGCGGCUGGAAACCAUAGGAAGCUACAAUUGAGCGAGCUUGAAGAGAUUAGGCAUGAAGCGUAUGAGAAUACCCGGAUUUACAAGGAGAAGACCAAGGCCAUCCAUGACAAGAUGAUUAGAGGCAAAACCUUCUCAAUUGAUGGAUACUCUGGAUAUAACCAAAUUGUGAUAGCCCCGGAUGAUCAAGAGAAUACCACAUUCACAUGUCCAUUUGGAACAUUUGCUUAUCGUCGCAUGCCAUUUGGCUUAUGCAACGCACCGGCCACUUUCCAAAGGUGUAUGGUAAGUAUAUUUUCCGAUUUUGUUGAAAAGAUCAUUGAGGUUUUCAUGGAUGAUUUCAGUGUGUUUGGGAGUUCAUUUGAUAAUUGCUUGGAUAAUCUGACCUUAAUUUUGAAACGAUGUGUUGAAACUAACCUUGUCUUGAAUUGGGAGAAAUGUCACUUUAUGGUGAAACAAGGUAUAGUUUUAGGACAUAUUGUUUCAGAAAAAGGAAUUGAAGUAGAUAAAUUGAAAAUAGACCUUGUACGUCACUUACCCUCUCCUACUUCGGUUAGAGAGGUACGUUCGUUUCUUGGCCAUGCAGGGUUUUAUAGGCGUUUUAUCAAGGACUUCUCCAAGAUGUCCAACCCUCUUUGCCGAUUGCUUCAAAAAGAUGUGCCAUUCAAGUUUGAUGAAGAGUGUAAUUCGGCAUUUAACCAACUCAAGGAGAAGCUAGUCUCGGCCCCCAUUAUUGUACCUCCAGAUUGGAGCCUUCCGUUCGAGCUUAUGUGCGAUGCAUCCGACUAUGCAUUAGGAGCUGUUCUAGGACAAAGAAGAGACAAGCGGCCGCAUGUCAUAUACUAUGCUGAUGGAUACUCUGGAUAUAACCAAAUUGUGAUAGCCCCGGAUGAUCAAGAGAAUACCACAUUCACAUGUCCAUUUGGAACAUUUGCUUAUCGUCGCAUGCCAUUUGGCUUAUGCAACGCACCGGCCACUUUCCAAAGGUGUAUGGUAAGUAUAUUUUCCGAUUUUGUUGAAAAGAUCAUUGAGGUUUUCAUGGAUGAUUUCAGUGUGUUUGGGAGUUCAUUUGAUAAUUGCUUGGAUAAUCUGACCUUAAUUUUGAAACGAUGUGUUGAAACUAACCUUGUCUUGAAUUGGGAGAAAUGUCACUUUAUGGUGAAACAAGGUAUAGUUUUAGGACAUAUUGUUUCAGAAAAAGGAAUUGAAGUAGAUAAAUCGAAAAUAGACCUUGUACGUCACUUACCCUCUCCUACUUCGGUUAGAGAGGUACGUUCGUUUCUUGGCCAUGCAGGGUUUUAUAGGCGUUUUAUCAAGGACUUCUCCAAGAUGUCCAACCCUCUUUGCCGAUUGCUUCAAAAAGAUGUGCCAUUCAAGUUUGAUGAAGAGUGUAAUUCGGCAUUUAACCAACUCAAGGAGAAGCUAGUCUCGGCCCCCAUUAUUGUACCUCCAGAUUGGAGCCUUCCGUUCGAGCUUAUGUGCGAUGCAUCCGACUAUGCAUUAGGAGCUGUUCUAGGACAAAGAAGAGACAAGCGGCCGCAUGUCAUAUACUAUGCCUCUCGGACUCUCAAUGAUGCCCAAUUGAACUACUCCACGACGGAAAAAGAACUUCUAGCUGUGGUUUUUGCUUUAGAUAAAUUCCGUUCAUAUUUAAUUGGUACUAAAGUAAUCGUUUAUUCUGAUCAUGCAGCUUUGAGGUACUUGCUCACGAAAAAGGAAGCAAAGCCG
Molecule: messenger RNA, 2973 nt
Organism: Pyrus x bretschneideri (Chinese white pear)
Lineage: Eukaryota; Viridiplantae; Streptophyta; Magnoliopsida; Rosales; Rosaceae
Exons: 5
Biological process (GO): DNA integration
Molecular function (GO): nucleic acid binding
Source: RefSeq, a predicted model, not a curated record